Messenger RNA from Haliaeetus leucocephalus (bald eagle), 1468 nucleotides. RefSeq names its product transforming, acidic coiled-coil containing protein 1 (gene TACC1). NCBI's taxonomy places the organism in Eukaryota, Metazoa, Chordata, Aves, Accipitriformes, Accipitridae. The record is from RefSeq and is a predicted model, not a curated record. Gene Ontology annotation, biological process: cell population proliferation; cerebral cortex development; mitotic spindle organization. Bases 1 to 1197 code for a protein of 398 amino acids. The transcript has 11 exons. Gene Ontology annotation, cellular component: cytoplasm.
AUGGCGUUCAGCGCCUGGCAGAUCCUCUCGCCGGUGCAGUGGGCCCGGUGGACCUGGUCGGCGGUGCGGGGCGGGGGUGGCCCCGAGGGGGAGGACGGCGGGGCGGCGGAGGAGGAGGAGGAGGAGGAAGGCUCCUCGCCGGCCGAGGGCACGGCUCUCGGUUUCAGGAGCGGCUGCAAGGUGAAGCAAUACGAGACGCAGUCCCUGGUCCUGGACGUUUGCUCUCAGGAUGAAGGAGCGUUGAUCUCAGAAAUCCCAGAUAUUGCAAAUCGGGAUGGACACGCCACCGAUGAGGAGAAGUUGGCCUCCACCACCUCCGCACAGAAACCAGCCGGGCUGGAGAAGAAGGGCGAGCCAGAAGAUGACCUGGAGUACUUUGAGUGCUCGAACGUUCCCGUGCCGGCAGCGAAGCACGGCACGGAGGCAGGCUUUGAAAAGGAGAUCUCCAAGCAGAUGGAAAAGGAUGGGCCUGGCAUCUUCCCCGGCAAUCCCGGGCUGUGCUCCAUGGACAAACCCCCCGCCGCCGUCACCGGUGUGAGCAGGAGCGAGAGUCCCCUGGACGGCAUCUGCCUCAGUGAAUCCGAGAAGACGGCCGUGCUCACGCUCAUCAGAGAGGAGAUAAUCACAAAGGAGAUCGAAGCAAACGAGUGGAAGAAGAAAUACGAAGAGAGUCGCCAGGAAGUCUUAGAGAUGAGGAAAAUCGUGGCCGAGUAUGAGAAGACCAUUGCCCAGAUGAUAGAGGAUGAGCAGAGGACAAACAUGACAUCUCAGAAGAACCUGCAGCAGCUCACGAUGGAAAAGGACCAGGCUCUGGCAGACCUAAACUCAGUGGAGAGGUCCCUGUCGGAUCUCUUCAGGAGAUACGAAAACCUGAAGGGUGUCCUAGAAGGCUUUAAGAAGAAUGAAGAAGCUCUGAAGAAGUGUGCUCAAGAUUAUUUAACCCGGGUCAAGCAAGAAGAGCAGCGGUAUCAGGCCCUGAAAGUCCACGCAGAAGAAAAACUAGACAAAGCCAACGAGGAGAUCGCGCAGGUGCGCACCAAGGCCAAAGCGGAGAGCGCGGCGCUGCACGCCGGGCUGCGCAAGGAGCAGAUGAAGGUGGAGUCCCUGGAGAGAGCCCUCCAGCAGAAGAACCAGGAGAUUGAGGAGCUGACCAAGAUCUGCGAUGAGCUGAUAGCGAAGCUGGGAAAGACAGACUGAGUCUCACCGCCCCUCGUCCAGCACUCCGCACUUGGCCGCUUUUCUCGUAACGUCAAGCACCUUGCCUUAUCACCCAGGAACCCCCCCCCCAGCGGAGAAGCACACGCGUCCAGCUGCCUGCUCUGCUUGGCUGCCGGACCCCACGGCCCCCCACGCAGAGCCGGUCCCCACGCUGUCCCCGUCUCUGUUUCCCAAAGGCUCUGGGGCUGGGUUCCCUGCGGUCAGGCUGGGCGCGCGUGUCCCUCCUGGGGUCCGCAGCAAGCGGCUGCCG